CCUCCAUGGCCACAUCCCGCCGGAGCUUGGCAAUCUUUCCCGCCUACGCUAUCUCAAUUUAAGCGGAAACUCCCUCCAAGGCGGAAUUCCACCCGCUCUUUCUCACUGUGCUCGGCUUCAAGCACUCAUUCUAGGGAACAACAUGCUUCGAGGGGAGAUCCCGUCCAAUCUAAGCCAAUGUCGAGAACUCCAAGUCCUGAGCCUACGCGGCAACUUUCUCAUAGGGAGCAUCCCAGAAGAGCUUGGCUCCCUCUCGAAGCUCACCUACCUUGACCUCCGCGUCAACAACCUCACAGGCAGCAUCCCUCCUUCCUUGGGGAACCUCUCCUCCCUCACCCAUCUCGGCGUCACCAGCAAUUCUCUUUCGGGCAUCAUCCCCUCCUCCUUGGGCCAGCUCUCAUUCCUUGUCUUUCUUCUUCUACAAAAUAACAACCUCGUGGGCGUCAUCCCUUCUUCUCUUGGAAAACUCUCCUCUCUUCAACACCUGGACCUAUCAUAUAACAAUCUAGACGGAGACAUCUCACCUUCACUAGGCAACCUCUCCUCUCUUCUGUUUCUGAGACUGAUGCAUAACAAUCUAGCUGGAAGCAUCCCACCCUCGUUAGGGAACCUCUCCUCUAUCAUCGACAUGAACCUCGCCAUCAAUACCCUCUCAGGAGAAAUCCCUCCUUCCCUCGGGCUCCUGCCUUCCCUCAUCGCUCUCUAUCUCACGGGAAACGCACUAUAUGGAGGGAUCCCACCUUUGCUCGGGGCUCUCCAUUCUCUCACACUCACAUCUAUCGGGUUAUCGCAUAAUAGGUUGUCGGGCAUGAUUCCUUCCUCAAUCUACAACCUCUCGAGCCUCGAGGACCUUGGUCUCGCUGAUAACGACCUCAUCGGCACCCUUCCACCUGAUUUGGGCCUCUCUCUUCCCAGACUCCAGGUACUCAGUAUGUACUCCAACCAAUUUCAUGGGCCCAUCCCCAUGUCACUUGCCAAUGCAUCAGGCCUCCAAAUCAUCCAGCUCACAGGUAAUAGGUUCACUGGAACAAUCCCCACGGGCCUGGGUGCCUUGCCACAGCUAUAUCGGUUGAAUCUGGACAGCAACCACCUAGAAACCGGAGAUGCCGAUGACUGGAGCUUCCUCACUUCCCUGGCAAAUUGCAGCAACCUACAAGUGCUGGCCCUUGAUGACAACAGGCUCGGAGGGACGCUGCCCAACUCCAUAGCAAAUCUCUCGACCACCCUCCGAUGGCUGCAUCUGGGAGAGAACCAAAUAUCAGGUAGCAUUCCUACUGAAAUCGGGAAAUUCUUCAACCUGACUUUCCUUGACGUGGGCCAGAAUCUUCUCACUGGCAGCAUACCUGACUCCAUUGGAAAACUCCGGAGCUUACAGAUACUUGAUCUGUCAAAUAACAACUACUUGUCAGGUCCAAUUCCGACCUCUAUCUGCAACGAGACUCAGCUGAGUGAACUUUAUUUAGGAUCCAAUUCACUGACAGGUAGCAUCCCUGUGACCCUGGGAAACUGUCAAGCUUUGGACUUUCUUGAUCUUGCACACAAUAAGCUUACAGGUGGCAUACCCAAAGAGGUUGUUAGCCUUUCCUCGCUCUCCAGAUAUCUUAGCUUUUCCCAUAAUUCGCUCGUCGGGUCCCUGCCUCUGGAAAUUGGAAGCUUGACUAAUCUCCGUGAGUUGCACUUAUCUGAAAACCAUUUAACUGGUGAGAUUCCUAGGAGCAUUGGAGCAUGCCAGGUCUUGGAGAUCCUGGAUAUGGGAGGCAACCACUUGCAAGGGAUCAUUCCCCAAUCCAUGAGCAAUUUGAAAGGGAUCCAAGAGUUAGAUCUUUCACGCAACAACUUGUCGGGUGGUGUCCCAGAGUUUCUGGAGGAGUUAAAAUUUCUGCAAUACCUGAAUCUCUCUUUUAACAAUUUCGAAGGUGAGGUGCCAACUAAAGGAGUUUUUCAAAAUCUGAGUGCCUUUUCGGUUGUUGGUAAUGAUCGGCUUUGUGGUGGUGACCCAAAAUUGGGCUUGAAAAAAUGUUCAACACAAACCAAUAAGAGAAGAAAUGGAUCCUUGCCAAUCAAACUGAUCAUUCCAGUUGCUGCUGCACUUCUGUGCUUAGUCCUGAUAAUAUGUUUGCUAAUCAUUCGUUAUAGUCUAUGUAAUUCAAGAAAGGAGUUUCCAUCAACAGCGUUGGUAGAAGAACUGCUUAUCAGAGUCUCUUACUCUGACCUUCUUAAAGCAACAGAUGGGUUCUCGCCUACAAAUCUGAUAGGUGCUGGAAGUUAUGGUUCUGUGUAUAAAGGAAUUAUGGAUUUUGAUGAAGAAAAAAUUGUGGCUGUGAAGGUACUCAACCUUCUAUACAGAGGGGCUUCCAGGAGUUUUAUAGCUGAAUGUAAUGCUUUGAGAAUUAUCCGACAUCGGAAUCUCGUCAAGGUAAUAACAUCCUGUUCCAGUGUGGAUUACAAAGGGGAUGAUUUCAAAGCUCUAGUUUUUGAGUUCAUGCCUAAUGGGAGUCUGGAGAAGUGGUUGCAUCCACAAGCAAGUGAUCAAAGUCGAGAGACAAAUCUGAGUCUUAUGCAGAGGCUGGACAUAGCCAUAGACGUUGCCUCUGCAUUGGAUUAUCUUCAUCACCAUGGCCCAACCCCAAUUGUUCACCGUGAUCUGAAGCCGAGCAAUGUUCUUCUCGAUGAAGAUAUGACUGCUCACGUCGGUGACUUUGGGCUGGCAAAGUUUCUUACCAAAAAGGUGAGCAAGUCAUCUCAUCAGAAUUCAUCCUCAUCAAUUGGAAUGAAGGGGACAAUUGGCUAUGUUGCUCCAGGUGAGGAUUUCAUAUAUCCAUGACUUCUUUCAAGUUUUGUUUGUUUGUUUUCUAAUUUUUUUUUUUUUGGUUUAA
Messenger RNA from Elaeis guineensis (African oil palm), 2876 nucleotides. The record is from RefSeq and is a predicted model, not a curated record. NCBI's taxonomy places the organism in Eukaryota, Viridiplantae, Streptophyta, Magnoliopsida, Arecales, Arecaceae.